CUCUCGUUGAAGGAAGGAGUUUUUGACGAAAGCUUUAUCCUUUCUGCUUUGCUCUUCCUAUCUCCGUUGCCACCCCGUAGAUUGCGCAUGUAUUGUUUUUUUAUCGAUAAUUUUGAUUAUUAUUCCAAGGUUUCGGAGAAUUAAGUUAUAAUUUAUUAUAUUCAUGUGAGCUUUCCGUUUGUACUUUUCCGUAAAUUUUCUACUCGAGUGUCCGAGCUCGUGAUGAGCGAAAACUAAAUCGGAAGUGCCCAGUGACAACUACAGACAAGUUUUUCAGCAGCUAAAUUUCUUAUUUCUGGGGGAAUCUGGUAGACUCGACACAUCUUGGCAAGACUGGUCGUCACAAUGGUGGACCGACUUGUGAACAGCGAGGCGAACGCUCGGCGCAUCGCGCUGGUAGAGUCGUGUUUCGGGGCGUCGGGGCAGCCGCUGGCAGUACCCGGCCGAGUGCUGGUGGGCGAGGGCGUCCUUACCAAAAUGUGUCGCAAGAAACCCAAGCCGCGACAAGUUUUCCUCUUCAAUGACAUCCUCGUCUACGGCAACAUCGUCAUGAGCAAGAAGAAGUACAACCAGCAGCACAUCAUUCCACUGGAAGAAGUUCAGCUGUCAUCUCUAGACGACAAUGGCCAGCACCGCAACGGUUGGCUCAUCAAGACUCCUACGAAGUCCUUCGCUGUGUACGCCGCCACCGCCACCGAGAAGACCGAGUGGAUGGCACACAUCAACAAGUGUGUGCAGGACCUGCUCAACAAAAGUGGCAAGAAGGCCGCUGACACUCACGCUGCCGUCUGGGUCCCUGACGACGCUGCCACCACAUGUCAGCACUGUCAGCGCGUCCAGUUCAACGUCAUCCAGCGCCGCCACCACUGCCGGAAGUGUGGUCGUGUGGUGUGUGGUGCGUGCAGCAGCAAGAAGAUCCUACUGCCGCACCAGAGCAGCAAGCCGCUGCGCUGCUGCCUCGCCUGCUACGACGAGGUCAGCGCCGCGUCUAAAGCUGGACUCGGCGACAACAGGCCUGCUGGCGACGCCCGCGACAUGGCAGUGAACGACAACUCCAGCGACGACGACUCGGACGACGAAGGAAACCCUGGCGAUGAUGCCGCGCAGCCUCCCAUGCUCACGCAAACUAUGAAGUUCUACGAGCGCGGCGACGCGGCGACCAACGCGAACGCUGAGGUCGGCGCUCCCGCUGCGCCUGAAGACGAUGCGGCCGUCAUCGACAAGCUCGUCUAACUGCGAUAACCUCGUCGCCAGAUCUUCCAUUGUCUUCUUAAAAAUAUAUUCCUUAAUAUUACGUUACAAAUACUUGCUGCUGUAGGUGCCUAGCUCUUCCAGUUAAUGCUCGGUCUGUGAAGUUGCUGCGACGCACCUGCUUGGUGACGUCUUAACAUUGGCUACGCGUGCCUGAAUCAUUUAUAAUUCAGUACCAUAUCGAUGGUUUUUGUUUCCUCUUUAAUUACUACAUAGAAAAUAAUCUUUUUUACAGAAAAAUAUUCUCUGGAGAAAUUUUUAAUGUUUAUUUGAGGAAUUAUCUGGUGUGUAAAACCCGAUCAUUGAGAUCCGAUUGACGUAGCGGCCCCCUGCACGACGGAUGGUCCUGUUAUAGGAGGAUGUCACUACUUAGGAAUUUUUGUCUGCUUGUUGGUAGCCUGUUCGAUGGGGCGGUCCUGCUUGCAUUUCGAGGCAGAUGAUAUGAACAUUUGUUAACCGCAGCCAAUCAAAGUGGGCUUAUCUUGAUGAGCGCCCAUUUGCUCUUGUGCCUUUACAGACUGCAAGUUUGUUUUUAUUUGGCCCUAUGGUUGGUUAAUAAUUACUUUAGGAAUUUUCUUUUGCUUAUAUUCUGUCAAUGCUGGAAAUUAACUGUUUUAUUUACUGAACUUUGGUGCUGUAUUGCAUACAUUCUAAAUAUUGCAAAAAUUUUAUGCAGUAAUGCAUCAUAGAAAACUUUUUCACUGCAGUCUAGUGUUCGAUUUUAUCGUUGAGACACGAGUAAGUUUUCAUUGUUCCAACUCUAGCAUUUGUUGUUGAUGCACUCAAGCAACGAAGCCAUUAAGUUUUAUUGUGUCUACAGUCUUUACUGAUGUGCUUGCAUGCUUUUUUACAUGGAAACAUGAUAGAAAUUACUUAGAUGUACAUUUUUAUGGGGUGCGGGAACUCGAGUUUUUUUGCGGAAACUUGAGACUUCUUCACAUGUUUCGAGAGAACAUAUAUAACAUAUCAUAAAAGUUCUCUCCUGCGAGAACAUAUCAGAAAAUGAUACGAUUUAUGGGUACGUUCUUAGAGACGUGAUGCAAACCUCAGAGAAGUUGAACGGUUGCGUAAGAAAAUGUCUGUGGCUCGCUCAACUGUUUGGUACGGAAAAGAAUAUUGUGAGAAGGUAUAAAACUCUUAACUUCGCUCCUCAACCAUGAAUAUUUUUGUUUAAAGCAAAUCUUGAUGCUUUGGUUUUUUCUUUUAUGUAACUUUUUGCCAAUGAAAUGUUUAUUCCGCGAGUCGAUUUGAAAACGGUUUUAUAUUCUGGCCCCUGACGUUAAUUAAGUUUAUAACCUCAAUUCUUUCUCAAUAUGGUAAAUGUAAUGUAUGGGGAAAUACGGAAGUCAGCCGAUCAUGUUGGCUGCUUCCACACUUCAUGGUUUAAUUACUGAACUCUCAUUGCAGCGAAGUUCUUGAGUUAAAUUUGCAAAAGCUAUUCACAUCUUGUCUCAUCCCAACAUUUUAUUCGACGCGCUGUCACUGGAAAUUCUUCGAUUCUAGGUAUGCCAUCAUUUGGGGCGGUGUGAGCGUGAAUGGCUGUAAAUAUUACUAAUAUGUGUUGAAAUUUGCUAAUCUUGCGCUAUGCUUUUCUCUAUUGACAGUUAUUCUCAAUUAUAAGAGUUGAAUGGGUCGUUGUGACCCUUGUUACUUAUUAAGCGAUAAUCUUAUCGAUGCGCCGUCUCGUCCAAUGAGUGCCUUGCAGUAUCCGUGACUGGGCGCUGCUGCCUCACGUAGCUUUAGAAAAUAGUUCUAAGUGAAUAAUUCCUCCAUUUGUGGGCUUGUCUACAAUUGAACUUACCCACAAGAGCCCAAUUUAUGUUGUCGCCCAUUACAUUUAUGGUAUCAGUGAAUGAUUUAUCCAGAGUCUUAAUGCAUGUUUUAAUUGAGAUUCAAGUAGUAUCUUAGCCUUCUUAGGCUUGGGAAAAUGUCAGUUGUAUAUGCAAAGGUCAAGCAGUAUCUGCAAUGUAUCGGAUUUUGAUAGAUUGUUAACGUGAGCUCAGAAUAUAGUAACGGUGGUAAAUACGUUCCACGUGAUCUUGCUACGUGGAUCGUGUGUCGCCCAUUAAUUGAAAUGCCGUCCGCGUGAAUAAUUAACUGCCUUUUCUCCGAACUAUUCUGCUCGAUAGUUGGAAUUAUUCUCAAGAUUUGAUUGAUAUCCCGAGCUUAUCAAGUUUACAUUACACGACAGUAGGAAGAGGUCCAAUCCAUUACUGAAUAAUAUGGCAAAGAAUGUUUGCUCAUCACUAAUUUGUUUUAAAACAUUCCCUCUAUUGGAUAUUAUAAAGCCAAACUUGUCUCUUGCCUCAUCACUUGUUGCGUUACUCCUGCAGUAUUGUGCGCUUGUGACCUGCAUGGCCGUAUGUGAUGCAAUGAAAACCAGUUCUCCGAUUGUGAUGAAUUUAAUAGGAAAAUUUCGUGAAUAAUUUUUAUUGUGUAGUGUUCGUCCAACAUACUUAUUCUGUAGCAUGCUAGGCAAUUUUAAGCCACAAAUGGACAUGUUUUCUCGUAAUUUGCAGUGCAUUCGGACAGAACGCUCCUUGAACCUUAACGUGUCUUGAUGUUUUCCCCCGAGAAGCGUUCCGUUUGUGAAAUUUUUAAUGAUACUGAGCUUUAGUUUUAUUAUUUAUCGCAUGGAAACAAAUAGAACCUGAUAAAAGCAGAGUUUAUAUCACCGUUAA
This is a messenger RNA of Hyalella azteca, 3932 nucleotides long. RefSeq names its product pleckstrin homology domain-containing family F member 2 (gene rush). NCBI's taxonomy places the organism in Eukaryota, Metazoa, Arthropoda, Malacostraca, Amphipoda, Hyalellidae. The transcript has 9 exons. Gene Ontology annotation, molecular function: phosphatidylinositol binding; metal ion binding. Bases 346 to 1233 code for a protein of 295 amino acids. Gene Ontology annotation, cellular component: early endosome. The record is from RefSeq and is a predicted model, not a curated record.